Molecule: messenger RNA, 3816 nt
Organism: Betta splendens (Siamese fighting fish)
Lineage: Eukaryota; Metazoa; Chordata; Actinopteri; Anabantiformes; Osphronemidae
Gene: dhx30
Product: DEAH (Asp-Glu-Ala-His) box helicase 30
Exons: 19
Coding region: 23-3520 (1165 amino acids)
Cellular component (GO): intracellular anatomical structure; cytoplasm; nucleus
Molecular function (GO): DNA helicase activity; G-quadruplex RNA binding; ATP binding
Source: RefSeq, a predicted model, not a curated record
AAGAGGAAGUUGUAGUUUAAAGAUGGCGCUACCCGGUCUUUCACUCGUGCGGCUGAGCUCGCUGUGCAGUAUUAAAAAAUGUCUUCAAACUGGUUGCAAAACAGCUUCUAACUGGAACAGAGGAAUGCGGUGGUACAAGACAAAAGCUCGAAGCGCUCACGGAGCUUUUUCUUCAAAUAAACGAGACAGCACUAUCUCCAAUCUCCUGAAAGAGUUUCCAGAACCAAAAGGCCUCCUGAAUAACACCAUCGCCAGAUCACUGGGAGUUAGCGACUUGUCCCAGUUGAUCCAGUACAGCUGCACAGAACAUGCGGGUGUCAAGAAAGCGACUGUCACUGUGAUGUGGCCCUGCAAGAUCGAAGAGGAGGGUUACGGCUCCAAGAAAAGCGAUGCAGAACGAUGCGCUGCGGCUGCUGUUUGUCUCAAACUCAGAGAAAUGGGCGUGAUUGGUCCAGGAAAUCAGCUCCCCAAGAGGAGAGCUGAACGGGGCAGAGGAGGCCUACAUCCUUCCCUUUCUCAUGAUGAGGAUGACCCAUUGACAGAUGAUGUGCUUGUGUCUAGAGCUGAAGCAGACGCACAAAAACAAUGCCCGCCUUCUAUGGAAGACCCCUCCAAAGAAGCUCUUUCAUUGUUUCCUCAACCCAAGUCCCUCCUGACCAGGGUCAUCCAGGCGGCCACGUCCUCCAACCGAAUCACGGAACUCAUUCAGUUCAGAACAACCGGAGGGAAGCUGAAGAAGUGUCAGCUGACAUUGCGCUGGCCCGAGGCGAUGACGUUCACGGCCACCGCCCACAACAGAGUGACAGCAGAGAGGCGAGCGGCAGCAUUAGCCUGCGUGCGACUGAAGGAGCUCGAGCUGCUGGAUAAAAACAACAACCCGCUGACUCAUGCCAGGUAUCACCGUGAGCAGGUGAGAGAGGCUGGAGAGAGAGACAGGCGCCCCCUCCCGCUGGAAAUCCCAGAAUACCUGCAGGAACACGUGAGAGAGUAUCUCUCGCAGUACCCUGUGGCAGCAGAAGUACAGAAACUGUGGGAGGAGGACGAGGCGAAAGGUGCGCAGAUGAGCCAGGAGGAUGAAGAGGAGGAAGACCUCGUCACCGACAGCAUCACAGGUAGGCCGUACAGGCCUCUGUCGAAACCAGUGGCUCAGGAGCUCAGCGCCCAUCUGCGGGACAAGUGGGAGAGGGCGAACCCCACACUGAGCCUGGAGCUGCCGGUCGAUGCCCACCGCCAGCGGGUGGUCUCCGCGGUGUGGUCGUCACGGGCGGUUGUGAUUGCGGGUGGAACGGGAUGCGGCAAAACCACGCGCAUCCCCCGUUUCCUGCUGGAGGAGAGCGUGAUGCACGGGGACGGAGCCCAGUGCAACAUCCUGGUGACCCAGCCCCGUCGGAUCAGCGCCGUGUCCGUGGCCCAUCGAGUGGCUCAUGAGAUGGGUUCAGCACUGAAACACUCUGUGGGAUAUCAGGUCAGACUGGAGAGUCGGCCUCCAGAGGACAGCGGCGGCGCCUUGCUCUUCCUCACAGUGGGCGUUUUGCUAAAGAAGCUACAGUCAAACCCCACCCUGAAGGGAAUCAGCCACGUGGUGGUGGAUGAGGUCCACGAGAGAGACAUAAACACAGACCUGCUGCUGGUCCUGCUGCGCUCCUGUCUGGAAGAGAACCCUGACCUACGGGUGGUGCUGAUGAGCGCUACUGGGGACAACGAGAGGCUGGCCCAGUACUUCGGAGGCUGCCCGGUUCUAAAGGUGCCAGGGUUCAUGCACCCUGUGCGGGACCGGUACCUGGAGGAUGUGCUGAGAGAAAUGGGACGCGCACAAAUCCGGGAGCGAGUGGAGACGAACAAACCGCUGGUGAAGGGAGGAAGAGCCGAGGUUGGACCAGAUCCAGAUUUGGUGGCUGACGUUAUAGAACACAUUGACAGACAUGGAGAGCCGGGGGCCGUGCUGUGUUUCCUGCCUGGAUGGCAGGACAUUAAAGCAGUUCAGGAGAAACUCGAGGCAAAGCAACACUUUUCUUCAGGCUCUCAGAUGAUUCUGCCAUUGCACUCUAGUUUGUCUGUGGCAGACCAGCAGGCAGUGUUCCAGCGUCCUCCAGCUGGCCAGAGGAAGAUCGUGCUUGCCACAAACAUUGCUGAGACUUCCAUUACCAUUGACGACAUUGUUCACGUGGUCGAUACAGGAACUCACAAGGAACAGAAUUAUGAUGCACAAACUAAGGUGUCGUGUCUGGAUACAGUUUGGAUAUCCCGUUCCAACGUCACACAAAGAAAAGGGAGAGCAGGACGGUGUCAGCCAGGACAGUCGUAUCACCUUUUCCCCCACAAACAGCUGGAGUCCAUGACAGUCUUUCCAAUCCCAGAGAUCCUGCGUACGCCACUGGAGAGUUUAGUGAUGCAGGCCAAAAUACACAGUCCUAACAGCAAGGCUGUAGGUUUCUUGUCCCAAGUACUGGACAGUCCAGAGCAGGAAGCGGUGAGAGAUGCUAUCCGUAAUCUACAAAAUAUAGGAGUUCUUGACAAGACAGAAACCCUGACACCUUUAGGAGAGCGCGUCUCCUGCAUGUCAUGUGAUCCUCGACUGGGCAAAUUGCUUGUCCUCAGUGCCAUGUUCCGAUGUGUUCUGCCCAUGUUGUCCAUCGCUGCCUGUCUGACCAGAGACCCCUUUCACAACAGCCUUCAGAACAGGUUACUAGUGAGGAAGACCAAGGAUGCUCUGAGUGGCUCCACUUUCAGCGACUACUUGGUGUUCAGCAGAGCUGUGUUGGGCUGGAGGAGGCUUCAGCAGGAGGGCGGCCGAGACGAGAGAGAUGAGUAUCUGGACACGCACACUCUGUCCAGGCCCAGCCUUCGAUUCAUAAAUGGUCUCAUCUCCCAGUUCAGUGAGAACCUGCAUGAAGCUAAGCUGGUUUCUCGAGCCAGCGAGUGCCAGCGUCAGACUUCGCUCUACAACGAAUACAGCAGCAAGGAUGAGUUGCUUAAAGCUGUGAUUCUGGCUGGACUUUACCCGAACCUCAUUCAGGCAAAGAAAGGUGUUGUGCUCAAAGGAGGGCGCUUUCGUCCCAACGAUGUGUGUUUCCGAACACUAAGUGGACCGGUGCUGCUUCAUCGCUCCUCUGUGAACAGAGGAAAACACAAGCUCCCCAGUCGCUGGUUGACCUUUUUCAGCGCAGUCAAGUCCAAUGGAAACGUUUUCAUCCGAGACUCGUCCGCUGUCCAUCCACUCGCCCUGCUCCUGCUCACAGACUGUGAUGUCACAGAGACCGUGAUUGAGGACAGAGUCCAGGUUUCCUUCCCUGGAAGCUCUCUGGUGCGCUGUGAAUUGUCAUCUGAGACGUGGGAGCUGCUUUGGGAGCUGCGCACUUCCAUUCAGACCAUGAUCUACCGAAACCUCAAUGAUCCCAGCAACGCCGUCACCAACUCUUAUCAGGAUGGAAGACUCAUCUCCUUACUGGUGGAGCUGCUCAGCAACAUAGACCCAACCCCUUUUGCUCAGAAUCCCAACAGCGACAGUGAGGUGGACUGAUGAUGAUGAUGAUGAUGAUGUUUGUGUCUUCUGGCUUGGUACAGAGGAUCCAGAGGAUGGUCCUUGUUUGUGCGUGUGUGUAUAUAACGCAGCAGUGAUCAGAACAGAAACCCACAGUUCACUAAAACCUGAUGCUGUUUGUCAGGAUAAAAUGAUGACCUCUACCUAGUGAGGAUUAGUUUAUGAUUAUUUGCUUUAUGAAAAGCAGAAGUUGGGUUUUACUCCUAUGAGUAAAGACGACAAAUGGCUGGAUGUAAUAAAUGUCUUUAUUGCAAUAAAUAUUUAUGUUGAGGAAA